Striga asiatica is the source of this 1597-nucleotide messenger RNA. The record is from the annotation of a GenBank genome assembly. Lineage: Eukaryota; Viridiplantae; Streptophyta; Magnoliopsida; Lamiales; Orobanchaceae.
AUGAUAUUCAACUUGAAGAUCAUAAAGGAGCUUAAAACUCAAAAGGACAAUUAUAGGACUGCUCCAGGCAUUGUUUUGUUUGUUAGGCAAGGCAACGCAUAUAUGGGUGGUGCUUCAGAAUCAGACCUGUCGGUGAUAUUGCCCCGCGUUCUAAUAGUCUCGAGGCGAUGUGUUCGCAAGAACAAAUUUGUUGAUUUUGUAGGCGAAUACCACCUGGAUCUGAUCGUGAAGUACGGCGCUGUCCCGGUAAUAGUCCCGCGCGUAAGCGGCGUCCACGCCCUGGUGGACAGCUUCGGCCCCAUCCACGGAGUCCUCCUAUGCGAGGGAGAGGACAUCGACCCAUCCCUCUAUAGUUCCCCAGAUGGCAGCCUCAGCCUCUCCCCAGAGGACUUGGACGAGAUCCGUCGCAUCCACGCCUCGGACACUGCCCUUGACCGCGAGAAGGAUGCCAUAGAGCUCGCCCUUGCGAAGCUCUGCCUCGAGCGUAACAUCCCGUAUCUGGGCAUCUGCCGCGGCUCCCAGCUCCUGAACGUGGCGUGUGGGGGUUCCCUUUACCAGGACGUGGACAAGGAGUUGGCCCCAGAUGAGAGGGUGGCCCACAUCGACUACCAAAACUACGACGCCCACAGACACCGGGUACGCCUCGUCCCCCACACCCCACUGCACCAGUGGUUUGGGAUGGAGGAGGAGAUAUGGGUCAACAGCUAUCAUCAUCAGGGGGUGAGGAGGCUGGAACACAGGUUCGUGCCCAUGGCCUUUGCACCCGAUGGACUGGUGGAGGCCUUUUACGACCCGGACGCUUACUGUCCGCAGGAGGGCAAGUUCAUCAUGGGCCUUCAGUUCCAUCCCGAGAGGAUGAGGCGGGGGCAGGGACAGGGCUCCAAUUCUGAGGACUUUGACUACCCGGGUUGCCCUUUUGCGUAUAAGGAGUUUGUCAAUGCAGUAAUUGCCUAUCACAAAAGGCUUAAUAAUACCUCCACCUUUACUCUUACUAGUGUGCCCAACUCUAUAAGGCUUGAUGAGGAAAUGGAGAAGAAGAGAAAGGUUAUCGUCAAGAGCUUUUCGCUUGCACGAAAUAUUUAUCAACGUCCCCGCACAAUCACUUCCUCUAAGCAAUCUCAACUUGAGGCUGGGGCAGAGUUUCUUGAGUCAAAUACAGCUCUGAGCCUGCAACAAGAAACCAGACUAAAGCAAAUGGGAGCUACUGUAAGGAACGCAUCUUCCUACUUGGAAAGGUUGAAAGUAAAGGAGGGAAGGGAGAAAUUAGCAAGAAAAGUGAUGGGGAAUAUGACGGUUGAGCAACUAUCGGAUCUCAUGUCUUUUUACAACAUGAUGGGCCAGAUAUGUUCUGAGGUCUUAGAUCGAAAACUUCAUGACAUAGUCAAUGAGCUCACACCUUGAUGUGCAAGUGUCUGUGGUCGUUGUGGAUGUAUUUUCUUCACAUUAAUUUUAUAUUGGUAGACGAUCACAAGGAAGAAGGUUUGCAAUAAGUUUCUGUGAUAAAUCAAAUGUAUAGGAACCAAUUGGGAUGACUAAUUUAUAUUAAGGAUUUUUAAUAUACUUCUUUAUUACCAACUAGUGAGCAACCCGUGCGAUG